CGGACAUCCUGGUCUACAUCAACGACAGCUGUGUGCUGGGGCGCUCUCACAAGGAGGUGGUGGAGAUGCUGAAGUCGGUGCCAAUGGGUCAGAGUGUGGACGUGGUGCUGAGGAGAGGUUACCCCAUGCUGUAUAACCCUGAUGGAUGUCCCAAACAGAGCCUGGAGACGCCACAAAACCCCUCCAACCCCCCCAAUGGGACCCGCAGCCAGACACACCUCACCUACAGCCGCCCGCUGGAUGCCAACGGAAGCACGCCAGGAAUGAGCCAAACCCCACCCUCCUACACUGCUCAGCCAAUGACGAAUGGUCUAACGGGCCCACCCACGCCCACUUCCUCUGACACCCCGCUGGGGCCACCCCUUCUUCCAGAGAGAACGUCUGCCAAUCACAGCGACUCUGAUGGCGGCAUGUCCAGCGUCGGAACACGGAGAUCUUCUCUGAUUCGUUACAACAGCAGCACUCUCCCCGCCCUCUCCUCCUCCAGCCUCCUCCACCAUCAGAGCUCCAAGUCUUCAGAGAGCGACCUCUCUACAUCGACUCUCCCCAUCUCCUCCUCCUCCACACUCCCCAUGACAUCUUCGUCAUCCCACAUCAUGUCCAAACUGCCCCUCUCUCAGCUGGAGACGGGCCUUGUCCAAAACUCCCCCAGCCCCACUUCUCCCAACAACCCCGGCACAUCCUCCAUGCCUCCUGGCGCUCCUGUGCAGCGUCCGGCGAUGCCCCAGACAUCGCUCGCCCUGACCCCACCCAGAGACGUUGCAACGUGUGGCUUUAACGGCUGUCCGGCCAAUCAUCAGGCGCCCUCCCCCGCCUCCAGAGGGAACUCGGGGCUGGUGCUCCCUCUUGGAGCAGGGUCGCCCGGAUCGACACCGAGCGGAGAACUCGUACCAGUGCCCCUUGGGCGCAGCGAGACUGGGGGGCUGGGGUUCAGCGUGACAGCAGGGGGGCAAGGAGGUCAGCUGGCUGUGGUGAGGAGAGUCUGGGAUCGAAGGCACUGCCCCUCUCUGCAGCCGGGGGACGCUAUAGUGAAGAUAAAUGGAGCGGACGUCCAGAGUCUCAGCUUCUCACAGGUCCAGAGAGUGCUGCAGGAACACACCAAACAGGGAGAGGUGGUCCUGCUGGUCUACAGAGGAGGUCCACUCUCUUCCCCAGUCGUCACCCCCAACAUGUACAAGUCCCUCCCCUCUCCGCAAAGCCAGGCCACACCCUCUUCCUCACACCCCCCAACUUUAGCCGACUUGCCUUCCCCGUCCACGGGUGCCUUGGUGGGGGGCGUCCCCCCACUCAACCAGGCCGGCUUGGUCUUGGAGAGUCCCCAGGAGGGACACCUACCAGCCCCAGGGACCCACCAAGGGACCCCUCCAGCCCAGACUCCUAACGGCUCCCCAGCCUCGGCCCUCAUCCAGAGCACCAGCUUCCUGGACUCGGUUCCUGUGACGCUGACUUUAGAGCCGCGGGAUCUCCUGGGAGUGGAGGAGAGUGCGGGGGGGCCUCCUCCUGUCAGAGGGGGAGGAGCAAUGGGCGCAAUAUCCAAGGAUGGAAGAGGAGCGAAGAUGGUGGAGGUAGAGCUGAGGAGGCGACCGGGAGAAGGCUUUGGAUUCGUUAUCGCCUCUCAGGAAGUGACCAAUGGGGCCCCCUCCCUGAUGUCUCACCGGUUUGUGACGGUGCGGCGGGGCAGCCCGGCGGCUCGCAGCGGGCAGAUUCAGCCCGGGGACCAGCUGGAUGCAGUGGAGGGCCGAGCCGUGGGGGGGCUACAGCACCGAGACCUCGCCCAGAUCCUGAGGAGGGCGGGGAACACCCUGAGACUGAGCAUCACCCCCCGACACCACUCGUCCUCUCUGUCAGAAGGAGCAGAGUUGGACAUUGAUGGUCGGGUGAUGAAAGGAUCCAGAGGGAGGUCAAAGGACGAGUCCAGGUUCUACAGCGUGGAUCUUGAACGAGGUCCCACAGGUUUCGGUUUCUCUCUGAGGGGGGGCAGCGAGUACAACAUGGGGCUUUAUGUGCUCGGACUGAUGGACGGGGGGCCGGCCCAACGCAGCAACAAGAUACAG
Molecule: messenger RNA, 2054 nt
Organism: Labrus bergylta (ballan wrasse)
Lineage: Eukaryota; Metazoa; Chordata; Actinopteri; Labriformes; Labridae
Source: RefSeq, a predicted model, not a curated record